CCACCAACCUGUGAAUCAAUUUUGCAUUGGAAGUUUUAGAAGUGAGAAGAAAAUGAAGCUAUUUUAUUUCUUCAUUUUAUUAUCCAUGAUGAAUUUACGUGAUGCCUCAAGCAAGAAGACUCAGGUCAGGAAAACGUUGAGCAGUUCAAAGAAGAUCCCUGUCAAGUCCAUCAAGAGCCCUGAUGGUGAUAUUAUUGAUUGUAUCAACAUUUAUCAUCAACCAGCGUUUGAUCAUCCUUUGCUAAAAAAUCAUACCAUUUUGAUGAGGCCUAGUUUGCAGCCUCGGAAAGGACCAAUUGGUGGAGGUGAACUAUUCCAAUCCAAUGCUCAUGGCCAAGAGGAUAAAAAACCAAUUGCUCAGUUAUGGCAGUUGGGUGGGAGAUGCCCUGAAGGAAUUAUUCCUGUUAGAAGAAACCAGAAAGCAAGAUAUGCAAAGAAGAAGCACAGAAACUUUCCCCAGCUCGCUGACUUUUCCAAUCACGAGCAUGCAUAUGCAUAUGUCCAAAGUAACAAGUAUUUGGGAGCAAAGGCAACAAUAAACCUUUGGCAACCCCAAGUUCAGGGCAGUGGUGAAUUUAGCUUGGCUCAAAUAUGGGUUCUUGCAGGUGCUAAUUCAGAUCUGAACAGCGUUGAAGCUGGUUGGAUGGUAUUUCCAAGUCACUUUGGAGAUAGCAACACAAGACUUUUCACUUACUGGACUGUAAGUCACAAAAUAUUAUCAACCCUAAUGCUAAUAUAAUAUGUUUGCCUGAAUCUAAAUUUUUAUCAUUAUGUAU
This is a messenger RNA of Coffea arabica (coffee), 776 nucleotides long. NCBI's taxonomy places the organism in Eukaryota, Viridiplantae, Streptophyta, Magnoliopsida, Gentianales, Rubiaceae. The record is from RefSeq and is a predicted model, not a curated record.